AUGGUGGGACUUAAACCUUCAGAUGUUCCCCCUCCACUGGGGGUGAAGAUGGCGAGCGCUGGAGCAGCUGCCUGCAUAGCCGACCUUGUCACAUUCCCUCUGGACACAGCCAAAGUCAGACUACAGAUUCAGGGAGAGAAGGCAGUGGAGGCAGCCAAAGACAUCCGCUACAGGGGGGUGUUUGGGACAAUCAGCACCAUGAUCCGAACUGAAGGGCCCAGGUCUCUGUAUAACGGGCUGGUUGCCGGGCUACAGAGACAGGUGUGCUUUGCAUCCAUCAGAAUUGGCCUCUACGAUAACGUCAAAAAUUUCUACACUGGUGGCAAGGACAACCCAGGUGUACUUAUCCGUAUCCUGGCUGGCUGCACCACGGGAGCCAUGGCUGUGUCCUUCGCUCAACCCACUGAUGUAGUCAAGGUUCGCUUCCAGGCCCAGAUGAACCUGGAUGGGGUGGCUCGUCGCUACAGUGGCACCAUGCAGGCCUACAAACACAUCUUCCAAAACGAGGGUUUACGUGGGCUCUGGAAAGGCACACUGCCCAACAUCACAAGAAACGCGCUGGUCAACUGCACAGAGUUGGUUACCUACGACCUUAUCAAAGAAGCCAUCCUCAGACAUAACCUGAUGUCGGACAAUCUACCUUGCCACUUUGUAUCUGCGUUUGGUGCCGGCUUCGUCACCACAGUGAUUGCCUCCCCAGUGGACGUGGUGAAGACUCGGUACAUGAACUCACCACCCGGCCAGUACAAGAGCGCUAUCAACUGCGCCUGGACCAUGUUGACCAAAGAGGGGCCAACAGCUUUUUACAAAGGAUUUGCGCCAUCAUUUCUGAGGCUGGGAUCUUGGAAUGUAGUGAUGUUUGUGUCAUUUGAGCAAAUCAAGAGGGCCAUGAUGGUCACCAAGAAGAGGAUUGAGGCCACCAAUUAA
This is a messenger RNA of Myripristis murdjan (pinecone soldierfish), 927 nucleotides long. It is a transcript of the gene ucp1, whose product is annotated as uncoupling protein 1. The coding region runs from base 1 to 927 and encodes 308 amino acids. The transcript is spliced from 6 exons. Gene Ontology annotation, biological process: transmembrane transport. The record is from RefSeq and is a predicted model, not a curated record. Lineage: Eukaryota; Metazoa; Chordata; Actinopteri; Holocentriformes; Holocentridae.